GGUAGUGGCGUGCGUGAAGUGGGUGACGCGGUGACCGAAGCAGACAGACAUGCAGUGGGUACGGUACCUCAUACUCGCGUCGGUGCUCCUGCUGGCGACGGUGGCGGAGGCAGAGCGGAAGAGACCUGGCAAAGCGAGACAUUCGGGAAAGGGGAAUAGGAAAAAUAGAGACUCUGAGAUGGAAAGGGAAGCUGAAUACCCUAAUGAAACAGAGGCAGCAGAGCAGACCUACCAUGAGGCUCACCUCCGUCACCAUCAUCGUCUUCCGGCGCCGUCGCCGCCGUACUGUUGCGAUCAGUUGGAAAUUCGGAAGAACCUUAGAAUAGAGCAGAUAAAAGAUCGUGUUCUUAGAGCCACGGGCCUGCUAACACCUCCUAACAUGACCGGUGUAGUGAUAUCUCAAAAUCCCAACAUCCAAGGCAUUAUCGAAUCCAUGAAUACAACAGAACCGCAACAAGCUUUUAUGCAAGAACCACCCUACAAUGAUGACGAACCGGAAGUCAAAACCGAGAAGAUCUUUUCUCCAGUAGAACCAGGUAACAACUACACUUCACAAUCAGUUAUCAGUGAUGCAACACAGGCACGCAUCUGCAGUUUUGUUCAUUCUCAUGUUAAACUCACACUGAUCCUUCUGCUUUAUGCUGCAGCCACUAUAUUUACAUAUCCAUGUGAGCAGGAUACGAUGUGCCACCUCCACACUCCACCCACUAUCCAUGAUGGCAUCUAUAUUCCUAGUCUCUUGAGUAUCUUUUCUGUGAAUAUCUCUCGCUCUGUAUCUUAUGCUUCUUCAGUAUCUAGUCUUGUUUGGCGCCAGAGCUCGCGGAUACUGCGAGCCGAAUCUGAGACACAUCAGGAGUUUCCUUUGGGACACGGCGAAGGCGCGUGUGUGAGGUGUUGGAUUGGGAUCACUGAGGUGACAGUGAGGGAAUGGUGA
Penaeus vannamei (Pacific white shrimp) is the source of this 934-nucleotide messenger RNA. The record is from RefSeq and is a predicted model, not a curated record. NCBI's taxonomy places the organism in Eukaryota, Metazoa, Arthropoda, Malacostraca, Decapoda, Penaeidae.